Molecule: messenger RNA, 846 nt
Organism: Penicillium cataractarum
Lineage: Eukaryota; Fungi; Ascomycota; Eurotiomycetes; Eurotiales; Aspergillaceae
Exons: 1
Coding region: 1-846 (281 amino acids)
Source: RefSeq, a predicted model, not a curated record
AUGACAGACUACCAACCAAACCACCCCCUCGAAACCCUCGGCCCCUUCCACCCCCCAAAAGUCGACCGCCAAGCCAUAAAACCCUCCAUCACCCACCGCAUUACCAUAAAAGUCACCGACCCCCUCAACCACGAAGCCCCCGCCAUCCUCCACGAACCCCGAACAACACCCACAAGCAAACAACCCCCCAGCGCUGUCGUCCUCGUCUCCGGCGCCGGAGGCGGCGUCUCCGGUCCAGCAGGAAUCUACCCCUCGCUAGCAGACAAAAUCGCCCUCCUCCUCUCCAUCCCAUGUAUACGUCUGGACUACCGCGAGCCCGCACAGACGGGGUACUGCGUCGCCGACAUGCAAGCUAGCUUCGACUAUCUGCGCGAUCACUUUAGCGCGAGCCGGUUUGUCAUCGUGGGCUGGUCCUUCGGCGGGAGUCCGUGUUUCACCGUCGCAGCGCGGGAACCCGUCCGCGUCGCAGGCGUAGCGACUAUCGCGUCGCAGACAGCCAGGACGGAGGGUGUGGCUAUGCUUAGUCCGCGGCCGGUGUUGCUGCUGCAUGGUGAGGAUGAUCAUGUUCUUGCGCCGAGUUGUUCGAAGACGCUGUUUAAUGCGUAUGGGGGUGAUGGGGAUCGGGAGAUGAGGCUUUUUCCGGGUGAUGAUCAUGGGUUGACGAGGCAUGCUGCUGCGGUUGAGAAGAAGCUUUUUGGGUUUGUGGUUAAGUGUUUGGGGUUGAGUGAGGGGUUGGGGUGGGAUGUUAUGUGGCAGGCUGGUCAGGAUUUGGUUGGUGAGAGGGAGGGGAGGGUUAAGGAGAUGGAGAUGGGGAGGGAUCUUGAGGGGGGUGAGAGGUUAUUUUGA